UUACUACCAUGGAUAUUGCAGACGUUAGGUUUUGAUUCAGCCAUGGAUGUAUGCCAUAAGAGGGACAGGUUUUUCUGUAACGUUUCCAAACGGUGCCUUAACAAAUAUCGUGUAUGUGACGGAGAAAACAACUGUGUAAACGGUGAAGAGGAAUCUCCUCCUGCUUGUGACAUGGAAACAUGCCGUCAAAAUGGCAAGAUUUUUUGUAACGUCUCCAUGCAGUGCAUUAGAAAACCUUUCGUCUGUGACAGAGAUAAAGACUGUGUAAACGGGGAGGAUGAAUCUCCCGCUGCCUGUGCUCUCAAACGAAGGUGUGUUUCGAAGUGGUCCUUAGGCGUUGGUUGCUUGCGUAAAUGUAGACCUGGUUAUUUUGGACAGUUUUGCGAGGAAACUUGUUCAAAAGACUGCUUAAAUAGGACAUGUAAUAUUUCAAGUGGAAUUUGUAAGGACUGUUCACGAACGUAUUUAGAAGGUUGUACACUAGAAUGUGGACAAGGAUGUCGAGAAAAAGACGGUUUCCCUCAGUGUGACAGACAAACUGGCAAAUGCUUGAAUGGCUGUGUUUUAAAUCACUACGGAAAUUAUUGCAACGUUUUAUGCAGAAACUGCAAAAGAAAUUCCUCAGUUGUCCUAUGCGAUAGUAACGGUGUAUGUCUUUAUGGUUGUGAGAACGGUUUUUGGGACGAGAAGUGCAACUCCAAAUGCAGUGCCAACUGUAAAAGUGACGCAUAUGAAAACCGGUGUAAUUCAUCCACCGGGGAAUGUUUAAACGGCUGUACUCGUGGAUGGAGUGGUUUAUUCUGUUGGGAUGUGAGCAGUUUGCAAGCUACGUCUACAAAAUUGACCGAUAAAGAGAACGUCAACUCCUUAAAUACAACUUUGAUAGCCAUAUCAGCUAUGUUCACUGUAGUUGUCGUUGUUGGCGGGAUUAUCUGCUACGUAUGGGGUCGAAAAAGGUUUAUCCGUCAGCAGAAUGAACGCAUUGAGCCAGGACAAGUAUUUCCAGUUGGCGUUCCACCAAGGCAACAGCAAUCCGGGUAUCGUGAACGGCAAAACUCUAACGUGUAUGCCGACAUCCACGAGGAUACCAUGGAAGAAAGUCAUUACAUCUGUGAGCAAGACAAUAUGAACGAAGUAAAUCCCAGACGUAGCGUCGUAGAAUCUGAUAGCAGCAUUGAAUUGAACGCUGCCAGAAAAAGCAAAAAGGAGGAAGGACUAUUUGGUGAUUUAGGACAAUUUCAAGUGGAUUAUAUUCAUGCUAUUGCAAGGGAAGAAUGUGAUAACGAAUUAGGUCAACUCACUAUGGAGUCUCCACUAUAAAAGAUUUAUA
Molecule: messenger RNA, 1330 nt
Organism: Mya arenaria
Lineage: Eukaryota; Metazoa; Mollusca; Bivalvia; Myida; Myidae
Product: low-density lipoprotein receptor-related protein 1-like
Exons: 7
Coding region: 43-1320 (425 amino acids)
Molecular function (GO): protein binding
Source: RefSeq, a predicted model, not a curated record